Salvia miltiorrhiza (redroot sage) is the source of this 911-nucleotide messenger RNA. RefSeq names its product phosphatidyl-N-methylethanolamine N-methyltransferase. Gene Ontology annotation, molecular function: S-adenosylmethionine-dependent methyltransferase activity. Lineage: Eukaryota; Viridiplantae; Streptophyta; Magnoliopsida; Lamiales; Lamiaceae. The transcript has 2 exons. The record is from RefSeq and is a predicted model, not a curated record. Gene Ontology annotation, biological process: phosphatidylcholine biosynthetic process. Bases 241 to 741 code for a protein of 166 amino acids.
CUUAGCGACCGUGGGCCAAAUUCGAUCUUAAAGUUGGGCCAAAUUUGCUUGUAUUCAUCACAAUUUAUUGUAAACCCGAAUCACAGUUUUUUUUUUAAUGCUAGGCUUAAAUUUUGCAAAAUAAGGCCCAAUUUUCCAAACCCAAAUCCAAUUUCCUGCAUCACACAUUAAAGAAUACAUCAAGCUCUCUACAGUGAAUCUACAUCUGCUCCUGCAAAACAGAAAGGAAGAAGAAGAAAAAUGGGGAUAUUGGCGUGCGUAGGAGUCAUACUACCAUUCCCAUUUUACUACUAUCUUUGGAACUACCCGCAAUCAUGGGUUAAUCUGUGUGGGAGGGGCCGUGACCCCUGCAAAGCCAUGGCCUUGGUGUCGCAUUUCAUCAAGAUCCUUCAGUUCGUGUCGCUCUUCUCCGUCUCCGAUCUUCACUGGCCGCCGCCUUUCUACUUCUGGCCGCUCUUCUUAUUCGGACAGUUUCUUAACAUCAGGGUGUACCAGCUGUUGGGAGAGGCGGGAACUUACUAUGGCGUGCGUUUUGGGAAGAAGAUUGGAUGGGUGAGUGAGUUUCCGUUUGGAGUGAUUAGAGAUCCUCAGUAUGUGGGAAGCAUGAUGAGCCUUGUGGCGUGUCUUCCUUGGCUUCCCUACCUAUAUGUCGCCCUCUGGCUUCUGGGCUACGCCUUCAUGAUCAAGGUUGAGUCCAAGGAAGACCCUUCCACUCGUGCAACCCCUCUCUCUUCACCUUAGUUUCAUCUUAUAUUUCUCAACAUCAUUGCUGCAUUCCAUUCUAUUCCUCAUACUCACUACUCACCUUGCAAUUCCAUUCCCUGCAUUCUCUCUCUUUUUUUUUAAUUUUUACAGAGUUCAACGGCACCGAAUUCCACUUUCUUAUAUAAAGCGAGUGUAUAUUAUGGUGA